GCUCAGCGCCGACGCUCGGCGUCUCGUGGCGGCGGCGCGCUGCUGCCUAUAACCGCCGCCGCACAGUGCUGCUCUCGCCACAGGUCCUGCGCCGCGCAUCGCGCUGCCUCGGGUGGGCCGCUCGGGCUGUCGAGAGAGAGAGACAGGAGGCGGGCUUUUCCUCCCUACUUCCUACCAAAACCACUCACACGUAACACUCUCGACACACCUGCUACUACACCAUCCACCGUCUGUGGCACACCGUCUCGAGCCCGCCGUUCCUCGGUGAAUCCGGCCGCGAGUGAGACUGCCCGGCGCUGUCGCUGCCGUGUUCUUCUUCCCUUCACCGGCUGCUGCGAAGAAAGUGGUGCAGCCGGCCUUUGGAUUCGGCGCCACCGGCGACGGUAGCGAAGAAGCCCCGGAGAAGUCGCUGUGUCGUCGUCGGGGAGCAGACGACGUCAAGCGGCGGCGGUGCUGCGUCGUCUGCAGCGGACGACCAACGGCGGGCGGUUGCGUAAAAACGGCUUCGCGCCACCGUCCCCCUUUGCCGAGGAGGUCCCGUCGUGACGAGGCCACGCCUUUCGACGGCCCUGCCUUGCCGAGGUUGUGCCCGGCUUGCACUGAAAGCAACUGCGUUAUCAAGUAGAGUCGACUGUUGAUCGUCUGCGCUGGGAACAACCUGACCGUGCUGCCCGUGAACCGGAACGAUAGGAUGACCAGCUGCGCGGAUCACAUCGAGAAGGGACCCCGUUCUCCUCCGCACCUCGGAUGAUCCGUUUCAAACGAGCAUGGUGCUCCGGGGCGCGCCUGGAAGUGGCGAGCGUCCCGAGCCGUGCGACCCCGGAUGCAGAUGACCAGCGCGGCAGCUCGGCCCGGCAGGACGCCAUGGCCGUCAAGUGGGAGAAGCUCUCUCCGGCGGAGUUCCAGCAGCUGCAGGACUACGUUCAAUAUUCAUCAAAGAAGCUUCCAGAUGUUCUUGAGGAAUUCAAGGAGAAUGGAGCCCUGUCCAAGUACAACGCCGAAGGGGACAUCGACCUGGAGGGUUUCCAGGCGUUCAUGGACACCUACCUGGAGAUGGACACUCCCCGGGACCUUGUCAAACACCUAUUCCUCUCGUUCGUCCGAAAGCCCGCUCCGCCGCGCGCACAGAUCGCCGAUGGACGGCUGCUCAAGUUCCGUCAUCUGGUGGCGGGCAAAUUUCAGAAGGACGAAACGCUAGAUGAUAGGAAGACGACGGCCGUGUUGCAUAGGACGCUAACCGGCGGUUCCCUUGACAAAAGCGCCAAGAUGGCGGCCGUGACGUCGACGACUGCGUGCGCGCCCAUCACCUCGCACACUGCGGCGGCGCACAGCGGGUCCCUUCCGGAGCUGGCCAAGCAGGCAGCACAGGGUGGUGGCACGGCCACGCAGGGCGGCAUCGCGCAGGCGACAGCGCACGGCGCGGGCCUGGAGCAGCCGCAGCAGGCGACCCGCCGCACCGAGGAACGACCGCAUCUGCAUUUGGGCUUCGCCGAGCGGCUGCACGGCCUCACAGAGAAGCUGCACAGCCACCUGCGAGGAGAGGGCGCUGAUACCAGGGGGCGCACAGGGAGUGCUUCUAUCCACCCGGUGGUGACGGUGACGCAGAACUACGGUGACUCGACCGACUCCUCACCCAACCAGAGCCAAGUGUCGCGGAACUCUUCCAGAAAGUCAAACAGCUCACUGCUCGUGCACAGCGUGGACUUGAAGCCUCUGCGGAAAACGAGCAGCCAUAUCGAUGUUCACACUGUGCGCGUCCCCCUCAAAGAUAUCAUCUGCUACCUCUCGCUCAUGGAAGCCGGGCGGCCCGAGGACAAGCUGGAAUUCAUGUUCAGAUUAUACGACACAGAUGGAAACGGUUACCUUGACAACAAUGAGACAGAGUGCAUAGUGAAUCAAAUGAUGAGCGUCGCCGAGUACCUCGGUUGGGACGUGUCAGAGCUGAAGCCGAUCCUUCAAGAGAUGAUGGUGGAGAUCGACUACGACGCCGACGGAACUGUGUCGCUAGAAGAAUGGAAGCGUGGUGGCAUGACCACCAUCCCGCUGCUUGUGUUGCUCGGGCUGGACGCUAACGUCAAAGAUGACGGCAACCACGUUUGGCGCCUUAAGCACUUCAACCGGCCUGCCUACUGCAAUCUCUGCCUGAACAUGCUUGUCGGGCUCGGAAAGAAAGGACUCUGCUGCGUCUUCUGCAGGUAUACUGUCCAUGAACGUUGCGUGCAGAGGGCGCCUGCAUCGUGCAUUAACACUUACGUCAAGUCCAAGAAGAGCUCGCAGGCUCUAGUUCAUCACUGGACGGAAGGUAACUGCACGGGAAAAUGCAGCAAGUGCAAAAAGGCUAUCAAAAGCUACAAUGGCAUCACCGGACUACAUUGCCGCUGGUGCCAAAUGACGCUUCACAACCAUUGCGCUCCGCAAGUGAAGCCCGACUGCGGCCUUGGACCACACCGAGACCACAUCCUGCCGCCAACAUCUAUAUGCCCUGCUGUCUUGGAGAGGCAACGAAGUGUCGGCAGCGGCCAGAAGAAACAGCUGUCUAGGUCAGAUUCCAACAAGGUUUCCGACAGCGGCCAAGGAAAUGUUUCUGCCAUGUCAUUCCAAGUCACACCCGUCUCUGGAACCCAUCCCCUUCUAGUGCUCAUCAACCCCAAGAGUGGAGGUCGACAGGGUAUGAGAAUAUUAAGAAAAUUUCAGUACUUGCUGAAUCCUCGACAAGUGUACAAUGUUGCCAAAGGGGGACCAAUUCAAGGGCUUCAAUUUUUUAAGGACAUCUCGAAUUACCGGGUCUUGUGUUGCGGAGGCGACGGUACAGUGGGCUGGGUGCUUGACACAAUAGACAAGCUAAACUAUGCCCAGCUUCCUCCAGUAGGAAUCCUCCCUCUUGGAACAGGGAACGACCUGGCGCGGUGUCUUCGGUGGGGACCAGGUUACGAAAACGAGAGCCUAGAGAAGAUACUGCAGAAAGUCGAGAAAUCCACGACAGUCAUGAUGGACCGCUGGAAGAUCGACAUCAGCAACACAGCAAAUUCGGACGAGCGUGGUGACCCUAUUCCCUGCAACAUCUUCAACAACUACUUUUCCAUAGGCGUGGACGCGUCAAUAGCGAUCAAGUUUCAUUUGGAAAGGGAGAAGCAUCCUGAAAAGUUCAACAGCAGGAUGAAGAACAAAAUGUGGUAUUUCGAAUUCGCCACGUCUGAGACGUUCUUCGCAACGUGUAAAAAUCUCCACGAUGACGUCGACAUCAUGUGCGAUGGCGUCUCGCUGGAACUGUCCAACGGCCCGUCGCUUCAGGGCAUCGCGGUGCUCAACAUCCCCAGUAUCUACGGCGGCUCCAACCUGUGGGGAGACAACGCCUCAUCACGGCGGCGCUCGCGUUCUAAGCGACGCAAGAAACACGACCGGGAUAUCUCCACCAACAGCUUCAACUCGAUCGACCUCAGCAGUGCCGUACAAGGUAUCACAUCGGCUGAUCGGCUGAUUGAAGUGAUCGGUCUGGAGAGCAGCAUGCACAUGGGCCAAGUCAAAGCUGGUCUUCGAGCUUCGGGUCGCAGACUGGCGCAGUGCUCCUCGGUGGUCAUACGGACAAGGAAAAGGUUUCCGAUGCAAAUUGAUGGUGAGCCUUGGGUACAGCCACCUUGCACGAUACAAAUAACCCACAAGAACCAGAUGCCUAUGCUCAUGGCGCCAGCCCCGACGAACAAGUCCAGGUUCCCUUUCUUCUCCUUCAGGAAGUCGUGAUUCGGAGAUGGGAGCGCCCUCUUACGCCGCUUUCCUCCACUGCUUUCGCUCUUGGCAGCUGCUCGCGUUUGUUGCUGCUCGUGACUGGGCCGAGUUUCGCGCGUUAUGUGUCGUGCCAUUCUCGUGCACCUACAUCGGCUUCCGUGUCGUUGCCGAUGUCGGUUACAGAGACUGCAUUUAGCUGACGCGCAUCUUGUUAACUUAUACCUUGUACAUACAUCUGUAUAGACAUUGCCCAUUCGCCGGCGCUUUACCUUCUUGACCAGGGUCCUAGUGGUGUUCCAAGUGUACUCACUGGCUACUGCUUGAUUGUAUACCUGUGAACGUGCGGGCAUGUGAUUUUAUGCCUGGUAAUACGAUUUUCUCUCAAGAAAGAUUUGUUACUGUGCGCGUGUUUUUGUCGGGUUCCGCUGUGCUGUUCGAGUGAUAAAAUGUUUGUUGAGUUGUGUUAUUACUACGCCUGAACGGAAGACCAGAUGUGUACAGAGUGCUAAACGUUACUGAGCAAAUCGUUAAAGCUUACUUUACGUGGACGAAAGCACCAAGCUUCGUUUCUUUUUACUCUACCAUGAACCGGCUGAUAGAAACGCCUGUUCAUUGUUUAAUCACUUGAAGUCUCCGCAGUAAACAUAAAGCACUAAAUAUUGAGUUGUGCUGCGCGCACGUUCGAUAACAUUAAUUUUGUAUUCUACACAAGUAUAUGACUUAUUAUGACCGCUAAUAUUCUGUUUAGUAUGUACAAAUUUUUUUGCCGCAUCAUUGCAUGAUACACUGCAUAUAUACCAGUGUAAACAAACGAGCGAAAUAUUUUUUUCUCGUUGAAAUUUUAUGUGUGUUGUAAGUGGCGCCCAAAUUGCACUGAAAAGUUAAAGGUGGGAAAAAUAGUUGUCAAUAAGUAUAUACAUUAUGAUUUGGAUUGACUUCGGUAUUAAAACGAACCAGGAAGCGUUAUACAUAUAUUCGGCUUUUAUUAAGUGCUCUGCAACUUCAUAACACUGCGGUAACUCUGCAAGUGCAACUGUUUAAGUUACGUGGCAUCCGAAAUUGCGCCGUAUGCCGUUAUCAUUACGACGCGGUGCGCAGCGCGCAGUGGUUUACGCAUACAGUGCAUACGGUGCAAUUUCGGGCACAUCCAGCGGUAGCCACGGCUCGUGGUCAGACAAGUGCAAUCUCUCUUCCGCGAGCCGCUAGCUGAAACACAUCCCAAAGCCCAGUUCUUUCCUUUGGGUAAACUUUUUGUUGUCUAAUGUGUGAGUACCCGGAAGCGUGCUCCGAAAUGCCCCUUCGCUCACGGAGAAAAAUAUACACUCGCCUGAAGCUAAUGUCCCUAUAUAAGAAAAGUACCGCCAUCCUUUGAUCAACGCCGCUUCGCUCUUUCCUGUAUCUCUGAUUGGACGAUGAUAGCGCGCGCUUUGACUUCUUUAUAUUUUUUUUUCCGCCUCAGAGCCAUGUUGAAAGUCAUCUGCGCAGCCGCAGUAGCCGGCGGCGGCGACGGCGCGCGCCCGGCCUGAAAGUUUCAACGUGGACUUUCCAGGGUCGCCACCGUCGACUUCCUUUCGCAAGCAAAAAUUAAGAAAAAAGCACGCGUUUUAGGAGAGGAGACGACGGAAGAAAGAGUAGAUGGCGGUACUUUUCUCAUAUAGGGGCUUUAGCCCGAAGCUUCCCAGUCACGCCAUCUUCAGUGCACUUUGGACACCACCAAUUGAAAGAAUAUCUCUGUCUGCGUCGUAACAUAUCCGAUUGUCCUCGCGAGUGAUUGUGCUUGCUCCAGUGUGCUACGCUCGUGUCCUUAGCGGACCAGUUUGUGAAUCUCAGCUUUUGUAUCCUCCACUGUAAGUGGUCACCAUCUGGGCCCCACCGACCAACCUCCAUAACCCUACCGAUUUUAUCAUUCUUAAAAUUUGUCUAUCGCAUCAAAAAAAAACAAGGAAGAAUCUAGGUACUUUUAAUACCUUUGAAAAUGGUGACUCCAGGUAUCUCUAAAGAAAUUAGUAUGGUGAAAAUAAACGUAGAGCCACUCCCUCGAGCCCCUCAGAAGGAAAAAAAAAUAAUGUUUUUUUUUUCCUUUUUUUUUUUGUUCUUGUGAUUCGAUCCCUGUCAAGCAUCAUUAUGCAUAGUAUCUCCACCUUUAUGUACACUGCUUUAGAUGUUUGAAAUGCAAGGCUUUCUGAAGCUGGCUUCUUUAUAUACCGUGCCUUAGUGAAAGGGUGUACAAAAUGUCUUAAACGUCGCUUUUUUUGUGUUGCUAAGCUCUAAGUGCUCAUGUGAACUUCCAUAUUUGCUCAUCAUUUGUUUCUUGUUUGUUCUUAAGGCAAUUUGUUUUUAGACGUGGUUGCAACUUCCAUUUUUUUUUUCGUUUGUAAACGGCAACAAAGCGUUUUCACUAAGUCCGCUCUAUAGUCUUAACUUAGGGGGCAAGUACAAUAUUGUUGGUGCUGAGUCCGUUGCUGACAAGAAGCCGUCCUAGGUAUCUAAGGAUUGAGAUACAGAUUGCGGUGAGCAAGCUGUUGACAUUCACGAGAUACUCAUUUCUUCCAAAUGGCCUUUAUUUUGCCUUACACAUGAGUAGCAUGCUAUUGGUAGGCUUAAUCUCGGAUAAAAGCAGCUUCUGAUCUUGCGGGCGCUUCCUUUCACGGUGUCACUGGUCAAAAAGAGGGAGACAGAAUAGAAAGCUGACAUUCACAAAGUACUGCGCUGCGGGGAGGCAUUGUAGAUGUGAGUGAAGUCCGCAAUGUAUGGACGGCGAUUUUGCGUGACGUUCUCUUUAGCUGCAGCUUUGCACGUCCACAUGGUUUGCACCCGUUACUGUACAUACACUAAGGAGCAUUUCUCACGUGAGAGGUGUAUAUUCUAUAAGCUCUUCUAACCACACUAAGUGCAUAAUGUAAUGACCACAUUUUGCUCGGGAGCGAAGGCUAGGUCAGCCAGCCUCGAAAACUUCACCGUGGUCUCCAACGACCAGCCUCAUAGGUUUCUUACUUGCUGCGCCGUGUUUUGCUGUGUUUCUUUCUUUUUUUUUUUUUGCCCGCUUUGCACUACUCUUGCAAAUCCACACUUGUAGAGCCCAGGAACGCGGGGCAUCGCAGCACAUAAUCGCUUACCAAUACUUCAGCGCGCUUUCACAUUUGAAUGAAGCGUAAUGGUCAAACAAAAGCAGAGCAGGGAAGCGAUAGUGCAAACUCAGAAAAGGCAGAGUAUUGCCUGAUGCAGGUAAAACGCAGUCGCCGUAGCUGUGUGUUCCCACGCUAACGUUUAUGUCGCACAGGCUUUCAUGUCACCUUCUUCACUUUGGUUUCUGCCAGCUUCGCUGUUUGUAUUGCAAUAAGAGUCGCACCACCUGCAUUGAAUGUAUCCGCCGUAGCAGGCUGGUCAUAGCACAUGUUAUUAUGCGGCUUCGCGGUCGUGGAGAGAUGGUCUUGUGUUACGCCUAUGCCCCGAAGCUGUACAUAUUAAAGGGCAACACUUGCUUACUUGUGCAAUACUUGAGGCCACGAGAGCGUGGUAGGAAUGAUGAUAAUGGACCUCUUUUACGGCUCGUACCCACUAAGGGGGAUAGCCCAAAAAUACCGCGUGCAGCCAAUUCCACAUAUACCGUCACUCCGCGGUUUGACCGCUCUGAUUAUAUCUUUACAUGAAAUUAAGUUCUGUGAUCUUGCGUACCAGAACCACGAUAUGAUCAUGAGGCACGCCAUAUUGGGGGGUUCCGGAUUAAUUUUGACCAACUAGGGUUCUUUAACGUACACCCAAGUUUAAGUACACGACCAUUUUGCAUUUCGCCUCUGUCGAAAUGCUACCGGGAUCGAACCCCGCGACAUCGAGCUCAGCGGCGCAGCGCCAUUUCCACCGGGCUACGGAGGCGGGUUUUCCCUAUAGUUUUGAUACGAAUGGUACAACAAGUUUUCCUUGCUAGGGUGCACAAGUUCGGGAGCUGGAAAUAAGAAAACGAACACAUGCGAACCGAGAUCCUAACGGAUACGUUGGUUCUAGUUGUACUUCCCACUGCAAAUAGUUUAGCCCGAACGCAAGCACAGGCUUAGAAAGGCACCCACAAACGGGCAUGCUGAUUUCAUCACGCGUCUCGAAGCCGCCUGCCAGGCGAUGUCCCGCGCCCUGCGGCAGCAAGCGAGCUCUCUGCUUAUAUACGAAGGCAUCGCACUCUUAUUACUUGCGGUCUUGUAUAGCCUUGCUACUCCACAAGGAAGCCAGCUGAGGUGCGCACUUGCUGGUGAGAGAGGGCGUAGCGUGUUUUUAAUGACUGCGUUGCUAACUUAUUUACAUACGAAUUGUUGUUCAUGUGCAUGUUGACGAAGAAAAAAAGAUGUUUAUAUAUAGUAUAUAGCAUUUCGAUCUUGUAGGAUAUAUUUACCUUGAUUCAAGCGGUAGUGAGAACAGACCGCACGAUGAAAGCUUAAGCAGCGAUGAUAAAUAACAAAUCAUAUCAUGUACGUAGAAAAAACAUAUAAAUAGAUAUAGUUUUGCAUAAAUCUGUCAUUUUUAACGUUGUGUGGAGGAGUAUGGUAUAUAUGUCUCCGAGCUGCAACAACGCGCAACUUUUUUUCCUCUCUCUGUUUUUUUUUAUUGCAGUUUAUACUUUUAUGUUAAUUCGGUGAACCGCGUGCUCCACUAUUAUUUCGAGCAAGGUAAGUACGGUCACCUACUAACCUAAAGGCCGUUAUGUAGCCACACGCGAGCCCUGCAAAUGUAUGUGUGAUCCCAUUGUUGAUAGAGGGCCAGACUAUGUCUCAACAGGACCUCUUUCAAACGGCAACCCUAAAAAGCCCGGAUCUCUAGUAUUGAGGUACCCACUAUGGUUUGCUGGAACUGUAUGAAGUACAGAAAGCCGGUUACCAUUUGUAUUAUGGCGUAGCCAUCAGAAAAAAACAAAGAAAUCCUAUUUAAUCCUUGCACACUUGCGUUUCACUGGCCGUGUAUCUCAUUCGCAUGCGACACCUACAUUUAUUGGUACAAAAGCCCUCUCUCUGCUCACGUGGUUUUCCCUUCUCUCAGAACCAAUUUUUUAGCAACUCAAUAAGCCCUCACUAUGACGUCAUAGGCUGUCGGUGAAGAGCAGGAUUCCCUGCGUCGAACAUCGCAAAGGAUACGCCCUGAUGCGGAAAGCUGAAGGACCCCUACUUCGCGUUCUAACGGCAGCUUUUUUUCUUGUAGAGAGAGCAUCUCUACGUACUUAGAGCGCAAACCACAUGCAACCGAAAACGCUAUUGCAGUGCAUAGGAUUCUCUUUCUUUCCUGCUUCGCGUUUCCUGACGAAAAUCUAACAGGUUUACGUUUUGUUUCGCAUCUAUAGCCCUCUAACGAAAUCGGCUCUUGUGCAAAUGAUGUAGAGAUUUUCGGAUGCGUAGUGUUUCUUGUGAAAUUUAUCGUAUUACGCCUAACUUUGCAAGUGUUCAAGAUCGUUAUGUUUUUUUACGUGUCAAGGACAACUUUAAUACGCCGCGACAGCCUGAGGAAGGCAGUAACCAUUUACUUAGAUACGAACAAGCUGAGCACUUGCAAAGCAAUCCUAAGCUUCACAGAGGCGUAGUGCUUUCCGUAUAAUGCGCAAUUAAUAACACCUUAUUGGAGUGAUGAUAUCGCGAAAAACGGCAGAGGUGUUCGCUCGACAGCUAUGCGAAUUCCCAGUUACCGCUGUAGUGGUAGAGUUUAUAAACAGUCACAGCUCUCUCAACAGUUAUACCUUUUUUAUAUAGCUCUGUGUACGUGUGCAAUGUUAUGUACAUACAUAUACAUAGGCAAGCAAUGCACUGGAACAUUGCGUGCACGAAUGUGUGCGCUCCCACUACUUCAUACAUACAUAUAUAUUAUCGAUUUAUGUCGUUCCGAAAGUUACAGUGGUACACAUGUGUAUAUAUAUAUAUACAAUAUAUAUCGAAGAUGAAAAAAACAAGUUGCGCUACUUUGAUCAUACCUGCCGUAGUGGUAUUCUGUACACAGCAAUGUGUAUAACUUUCCUGUCACGUGCAAAAGUGUGUCGUUCGUCUGCAUUCGUAUAGCGCUCAUGAGACCCUAUAGUUAACCGUUGGCCUUCAGUGUAUUUCGAAACGCCGUCUUCCUGGCGAACGGCUUUCUGUGACGUCUUUUUCCGUAUUCGCCUGUAGGAGAACCACCAUGUUAACGCCACUCCUGUUGUCUAUCUGUACCAAUCUAUGAGCAGACGGAAAGAAUAUGUCAACGUUGGGAACACGUUAUUUGCGCCAGGUGGUCGCGUUGUAUGCUUUUGACGGGGCUUUUAUUAUCAAUACUUUCAGAAAAUGCUGAAAGACGUAAAAAAAAAUCAUUUCAACUUAUUUUCAUUCAUGGGUUAAUGCCACAAUGGCGCUACAAAGACUGGAGCGUAGCGACUGCACACCACUUAGAGCAUGUGCCAUCCCUUGAACCGCUUGCUUUACAGCGCGCUAUAUUUAAUGGUAAUUAACUAGUUUUUACUCAUCUGACCUACUGAAGAAGGGAGAAAUUGCAGAAUGGGAUCACACGGCAUUUUAUUUUCUUCUUGAUUACAACCUAACCUUUUUUUUUAACAUUGUCAAUCUUGUAAUCGGUGAGAAGGUAAUAGUAACCUGCCUUGUCUAAGGACACGAAGAUUCGCUUUACCACACCUAAUAGCACGCACCAUUUCUAGUGACGUACUCAUUUUCUUGGCCGGAGUAAGAAAGAAUAAAAGUGAUUCGUCAGCGCCUCUCUCAGCUACAAUCUAUUGUGACAAGCUCUUUCGCAAGUCAUUUUGCCUUUCUUCCGAUACGUGGAAACUGCUCUUGUUCCGAUUUGUGUCGUAUCAUCAAGCUUGCGGAAUUGAUACCAGAUUUCCGUAUAGAUUUCUCUCCCCAUUCCUUCCCUAAUAGUUAGUGGACUCUAUAUAAGCCUGUAGUAUGUGUACUUAAACUCGAAUAAAUGCAUUUGGACCAAGGUUUGCGUAAGUUCGACGUAUCUUCUUGGUCCUGUGCACACUUGCUGUCAUGGAGUAAGCGAGACUGUUCUUGUAAAAAGCCGCAGUUGAGGCGAAUCUGUAAAGCCGACCUGUAGUCAGUAGCGUUUGUAUCUCUUCCCUACAUACGAUUUCUUUCUCCUGUGCUACUUUCGCAGCACUAGAAUCCACUGCGGAAUUUUGCGUCUAACUGUUCUCCCCCAUUGUUCCCUACGUGGAGCGUUGUUUAGGGACACAUAACUAUUAUUAUUUCUUAUUCUUGCUGUAUUUAAUGGAGCCCUCUUGUUAUAUCUUUUCGCGAUAAGUAAAUGUGAGUCUCCGUGUGAGAUAUCUGUACAUAACAAAUAAUAUAAGAGAUGUUCUACAUUUCACCUAUUUAUUUAUUGCUGAUCUGAAUAAAAGUACAUGUUACCAGGAAAA
Messenger RNA from Dermacentor silvarum, 11098 nucleotides. RefSeq names its product diacylglycerol kinase beta-like (gene Dgk). The record is from RefSeq and is a predicted model, not a curated record. Gene Ontology annotation, cellular component: plasma membrane. The transcript has 31 exons. Gene Ontology annotation, molecular function: calcium ion binding; ATP-dependent diacylglycerol kinase activity. NCBI's taxonomy places the organism in Eukaryota, Metazoa, Arthropoda, Arachnida, Ixodida, Ixodidae. The coding region runs from base 748 to 3738 and encodes 996 amino acids. Gene Ontology annotation, biological process: lipid phosphorylation; intracellular signal transduction; diacylglycerol metabolic process.